This is a messenger RNA of Cucurbita pepo subsp. pepo (vegetable marrow), 1497 nucleotides long. RefSeq names its product stellacyanin. Gene Ontology annotation, cellular component: plasma membrane. The record is from RefSeq and is a predicted model, not a curated record. Gene Ontology annotation, molecular function: electron transfer activity. Lineage: Eukaryota; Viridiplantae; Streptophyta; Magnoliopsida; Cucurbitales; Cucurbitaceae.
UCUAAUAGCGAUGGCUAUGGCUAUGGCAAAGAACAUUUGGGUGUAUGUGUUGGUGAUCAUUGGAGGGCUUGCAUUGAGCUGCAAUGCCACAACGUACAUUGUAGGAGACACUUCUGGUUGGGAUAUCAGCACCGAUCUCGACGCUUGGUCUCAGGGCAAGAGGUUCUAUGUGGGAGAUGUUCUUGUGUUCCAAUACUCGUCGUCGCAAAGCUUAAAUGAAGUGACGAGAGAGAAUUACAAUACCUGCAACACCACCAACGUUCUAAAAGCCUACACAAACGGAAACACUACCGUCACGCUGUCGCAGCCCGGCCAAAGAUUCUUCGUUUCCGGCAACAGGUUGCUCUGUCUCGGCGGAAUGAAGAUGCAAGUCAACGUCGAGAACAACCAAUCAUUCUCCCCGGCCGCCGCUCCUCAGCCACCGCCGCAGUCUAACGGCCUCCCUCGGCCCUCCUCCAAAACCGACAACGAUGGCGUUCCGAGCGGCUCGACUCGGCUUGUGAUCGGAGGAAAAGAGGCACUUGGGAUUGUCUUUGCGUGUUAUGUCAUCUCCUUGGCCUUUAUAUAUAAUAUUUGAGUUUUUAUUUGUUUUAUAUUAUAUUAUUUAUAUUGGAUAAUAUUUGUUAAAUGUUAUAUUUUGAUAUUUUAUUUAAGUUUUUGUUUAUUUGGGCCGAACUUGGAAGCCCAAUUAGAUUGGGGGCAUUGGGCUUCUUCAAGGACGAGCCCAGCCGAAAGCCUAGCGGCGGAAACAGAAACCCUAAUUCCAGUACUCAGUUACCUCUUCCCCCCCUAUUUAAACCCACGGAGCAGAAUCAAUCUUUUCUCAUCGCUUCAGUCACCAUUCUUUUGAUUUCAGCGGCGGCCACAGUUUUCAGGCUUAGAUUGUUCGAUUUUGUUGCUUCUUAGCUCCGUUUGAAAAUUCUGGAUUCUCCAUCUCUGUUUGAAAUUGUUUGUGUUCUUGAUAGAUCGACUUGUUUAUGGAUGAAUUUCAUUGUUUUCUGAUUAUAUGUACGAAUGGUGGCUUUGAUGAUUUCCUAAAAGAUCAAGCUCAACAGACCGGAAUGCAGGUUUCUUUUCGAAACUUGCGUGUCGAUUACUUUCGAAACUGAGCCAUCUCCUCUGUUUUUUAUGUUUUCAUUCUCUCUGUUUGAAAGAAAUGAGGCUGGUUUUGUUUGUUGUUGUGUUUCUUUUGGGAAAGGGAAGGUUACAAUGAGGAUAAAGAAGCUCCCUCUUCUGAUAUCCAUUGAGGAGAAUCUGCUGGCAGAAUCGAACCUAAUAAUCUCCAUUGCCUUCUGAGUAUUCCAUUCUCUUUUCCAACUUUUCAAAACUCUUCCAAAUCGAGUUUUGUUUCUUUUGUUUGUCUGAAUUGUUGAUUUUCAUUGUACUUUCAAGUCUUUAAUGUUCAUCAAGUGAUGAAAUGAGGAAUAAUCUUAGGACACCUUCCUACACAGUAAAGCCAUGCUGUGGAUGAGAACAAAAUUUCCUUUCUGAUGAUGA